UGCAGCACUUCCUGUUUGAAGUACAAAAUAAUCAGCACUGCAUUUUGAAUUAUUUUUUCCUCUACAGUUAAUUUUACAUGGGUUAGGAGUUUUAUUAUUUUACAGUCUAUGGUUAGGAGAGGACGCAGCGAUGGAGGUUAUUCAUACUCAAGGCAUCUGGAUCGCUGAAAGUCUCCAGCAAAGGACGAUAAGUCAAACAGAUUUAUGGCUACUUGUCACACAUCUAGGAGAUCCAAAAGCAGCGUUUCUGCUCGUCUUUCCCUUCACAUAUUUUAUCAGCAAACGAGCUGGAGUGUCAGUGAUCUGGGUAGCAGCUAUAACAGAGUGGCUCAACUUGGUGUUUAAAUGGAUGCUGUUUGGAGAAAGGCCGUUCUGGUGGAUAGGCGAAUCAGGUCUUUAUGUCGACAAGCCACCACAAGUUCAGCAGUUUUCCUCCACCUGUGAGACCGGCCCAGGAAGUCCGUCGGGUCACGCCAUGGUGACGGCAGCAGUCUGGUGGGUCGUGGUGUCCUCGCUGGGGUCGUUCCUUUAUUCCCGUACUCACAGUGUGGUGCUAUCAGCUGUUCCUUACCUGCUCUAUGUGCUGAUGCUGGUGGCAGUUGGACUCUCCAGGAUCUUCAUCCUCGCUCAUUUCCCUCAUCAGGUCGUCGCGGGCUCCAUUACAGGUUUCAUUCUUGGAAUCAUUCUUGGCCGCAGAGUCCCAGAAGGGCGCCCCCUGCUGUUCUUCUUCAGCUUAAGCACCGGUCUGCUGCUCUGCACUGUGAUGCUGCAUGCUGGACUGCAGCACCUGGGGAUCAACCUCUCCUGGUCUAUUGCUUUGGCGAAGAAAUGGUGCAGCCAUGCCAAGUGGAUCCGUCUGGACACAGCGCCCUUCUCCUCUCUGACACGAGACUGCGGGGCUCUUCUGGGUUUGGGGAUGGCUCAGUACUGGAGGCCCGGCGGGUUUUCCCUGCCCUGGGCUCCGCGGGCUUUAUCGCUUGCCGUUUCCUCCAUGGGUCUGUACCACGUCCAUCGGCUCCCGCUCCCCGUCCAGCCACAGGGCCUCUUCUACGGCUUGUUCUUUGUCAAAUUUGUCAUCGUGCCUCAGGUUGUCAUGGUGCUCGUCCCGGGCGUCGUUUACCUUCUCACUCACAGAAAGAAAGACUAGGAUGAGAAGAACAACAGCCCAUUCCUCAGCGUCUGUGUUAACACUCCACAUGUCUAUUUACAGAUAAAUUAGCAAUAGCGUUCUGAGCGUGUCUUGAAAGUAUCAGCUGUUUGCCUGCUGCAUAUGUGCAGUAAAUAUAUACACUAUAAAAGUUAAGGCGUUCUAAACACUGCAGUAUUUUUAUGACUUUAUGACUUUGAGGAGUUUUCUGGAGGUUUUAAAGUUUUGUGCAUCAUAAAAUAUGAAACAUGAUACAUGUGCUUUCCAAUGUUGCCUGAGAGAGAUUGUGUAGUAAAUAUUUUUCCUUGUCUUGAUCAUUUGUACAAUUUUAAAGGAUUACAAAAAAAAGACCUACGUCACUGUGGUGUGAGGAUAUAAGAGCGGUUAAUAGUGAUCAGAACUUGUUUUUCUUUCACAGUUAAAUGUUUACGUGCCUGUCUUUGUUUUUGUCUACUUGACACCAGAAGGUCAAGUGGACUCGUUCAGCGUUGCACUCCUGUAACACUGUUGUCCUCGUGGUCGACGGCUUCAGACGUCUUGAGUCACCGUGUUGCUUCAUGUGUUCUUCUGUUUGGCUGAGAUCUUGGGCCUACAUUUCCCACAACGCAAUAAAACCUCAACUGUU
This is a messenger RNA of Labrus mixtus (cuckoo wrasse), 1772 nucleotides long. RefSeq names its product glucose-6-phosphatase catalytic subunit 3 (gene g6pc3). The record is from RefSeq and is a predicted model, not a curated record. Bases 131 to 1147 code for a protein of 338 amino acids. Gene Ontology annotation, biological process: glucose 6-phosphate metabolic process; gluconeogenesis. The transcript is spliced from 6 exons. Gene Ontology annotation, cellular component: membrane. Gene Ontology annotation, molecular function: glucose-6-phosphatase activity. Lineage: Eukaryota; Metazoa; Chordata; Actinopteri; Labriformes; Labridae.